GAAAACAAAUUUAAGCCAUCUCCCUCUCUCUCUCUCUCUCUCCACCACCACCCCCCACCCACGAAACCAGAGAAAAGGCCAAAAGAAACGAAAAACACGUAAAGCCCAGAACGCGAAAGAAAUCAACAUAAAUUCCAUUCCCAUCUCUUCACCGAGAUGAAGAAGCGGUAACAGGGAGCUUCCGCAACGAGGCGAUAGCAUCUCCGGCCCGCGUCUUGCUCUUCCCUCUCCAAUCCCAUCCAUCCAUCCGCCCGAACCUCCCUUUCUCUCUCCAUCUCUCUCGCGCAGCAUGAUUCCGAGCCGAGCCGCCGCGGCGCCCGACGACGUCCCGGAAGCCGCCGGAUCGGCACCGAAGGGGCACGUACAGCAGCAGCAGCAGCCGCAGCAACAGGUCGGCGCCGGCGAGCCCAAGUACAGGGGCGUGCGGAGGCGGCGGUGGGGCAAGUACACCGCCGAGAUCAGCGACCCCGUCAAGAAGGCCCGCGUCUGGCUCGGCACCUUCGCCUCCGCCGAGGAGGCCGCCCGCGCCUACGACCUCGCCGCCGUCCGGUUCCGGGGCUCCAAGGCCAAGACCAACUUCCCCGCCUCCCUCUACGACCGCGACGACGCCCAGGCCCAGGCCCCGGCCCGGAUCCGCCGCCACGCCGCGGCGCGGGAGGACCCCCAGCAGGGCCGGCGCGCGUUCCCGCAGCGGCCGACCUGCAGCAGCCUGAGCAGCACCGUGGAGUCGUUCAGCGGGCCCCGGCCCCCGCCGUCCGCCGCCGCCGCGGCGCCGCAGCAGCAGCCGGAGAAGAGGUACCGGAGGUCGCCGCCGGUGGAGCCGGAGGACUGCCAGAGCGACUGCGAUUCGUCGUCGUCCGUGGUGGACGAUUGCGGAGGGGGCGUCGAGGAGGGGUCCUCGUCGACGUCGUGGUUCAGGAGGAGGGGUCCUUUGCCUUUCGAUCUGAAUCUGCCGCCGUCGUCGGGCGGGGUCGACCUCGACGGCGAAGAUCUGCGGUUGUGCCUGUGAGUGGUUGGGCGGCCCGUAAAGAGAUAUUAAAAGCCAUGUCUUGAAUUAUUUUUUAUUUUUUUUCCUCUCUCCCGAUAUUCUGCUUGUAUUCUCAUUGCGGAAAUGGAAUGAAAAAGAUGAGAUGAAAGAAGAAAAAGUCUUUAACUUGAUGC
Molecule: messenger RNA, 1161 nt
Organism: Eucalyptus grandis
Lineage: Eukaryota; Viridiplantae; Streptophyta; Magnoliopsida; Myrtales; Myrtaceae
Product: ethylene-responsive transcription factor 3
Exons: 1
Coding region: 290-1009 (239 amino acids)
Biological process (GO): regulation of DNA-templated transcription
Molecular function (GO): DNA-binding transcription factor activity; DNA binding
Source: RefSeq, a predicted model, not a curated record